CCUUGCCACCCGCCACCACCACCAUCAUGACAAACCCUGUGACUGACUGACUGACUAACUUCCCCCACUGACCACAGCUCCCCUCUCUGGACAGCUGUAUUCUGACUUCUGCCUAGUCAGGUUGCUCCUCCCUUUCAAUAGUAGAAAGUAAGGGAAAGCCUAGACUCCUAGGUCCUUCCUUCCCUUAGAAGUUGUGCCUCAGUAUUUAUGUGAUUUCAUCUCAAGGCUGUGAAAACAUCCCUCAGUUCUUAGAUCAGUUGAGAGUGCCAGAACAUCAGAAAGGGAGAUUCCUGUUUGUGCUAAUAGUGUAGUAUUCAUGAAACCACCCUGUUUGGAAUCUUUGAGGUUGCGUGUACUGGGAAAGUGCAGUGAAUAUAGAGGAAACCCAGAGAGCUGGCAGUAGUGAGAAGGGGAGGAACUUCUUUCUUGGACGCUAGUGCUGUUGGGAAGUUCCUUGUGUCUGGUUGGCUGAUGAAGCUUGGGAGUGGAAGUGCUGAAGAGGGAGGAGAGAACAGGUCACCGCAUGAGGGGAGAAGGGAGGGAGGCCCGGCCCUAUCGACUAUGAGGCAGAGCAGAGCAGGACAUGAUAGGACUUGUGAAGAGGGUGGGGAGACUGGAAAUAGAUUUCUUCAUGGGAUAGAGGGAUACCUGGCACAUAUACCUACAGCCUAUACCCAGAUGAUCUGCGUAAGACACACACGGAGACAUGGCCGUGCCACAUAUGUGCAAACAGAGAUGUUCAUUCAGGAGAACAGUGAUACACAGACAAACCGUGUAUACACAGCCUUUGCCAAGGAUCUCACGGUCAAGUAAUAAAGGAACUGCUAACUGGUUUCUGGGAGGGGUUGAAUCUCAGUAGAGGGGAAUGAGGAGGAACAACGGCAGUGAACUGAAAGAAGAAAUUCCUCUCUGUAGAAAGUCUUGCGGUCCGACCUGCUACAGUUAGUCUCCUAGGACAUAGGUGGUCAAGGCCUUUUUUGUUCUUAGAGAAAAUCUAGGUGUUCAGGGCAAGACAAGGUAAAAGGAAGGGGCAGGGUGGAGGCUUUGUUUGUGAAAAUGAAAAACCACCAUUUCCUCUUCAGUCACUUAAAUGCCCCUCCCCUUACCCUAAACCAAGAGAGAAGGGAGCUUGGUUCAUUUCUGCCACUAUCCUUUGGUCCCCUUCCCAUCCUCUCACCCUCAGUGCUUCUCGCCCCCUUUCUCUCCCCUUUUCUCUCCCUAGGUACCACCAGCCACACUCCUUAACCCUUGACCUCCUGGUUCUGUUCCCUUCUCUGAGAGUCAAACUGUGAGAUCCUUCUGUUUGGAGAAGAUUAGUGCUGGGGUACAGGACUAGAGCCUCCAAGGGAGAGUUGGGAAGAAGUGGGUUCAUCAGGAGGUUUCUCAAGGAUGGGAGAGAUCUCUCAUUAAGCUUUCUUCUCCCUUUGUUUUUUUUUGCUAAUCCAGGGUUCCAAGUCUGAGGAGGACAACCUUGUGCCUGACUGCUCCACCCUGCCGCCUGGCCCCGGUAGUCUGUCAGGGUCUGAGACGUCAACUUUCACUGAUCAGCUAAGGGCUCCAAGGACUCUGCUUUUUCUAAACCCAUCCAGCUGAGUGAACCCAGGGUAUUGUCACAUCUGGGAGGAGUGAGGAGUGGGCAGCCAGGACACCAGAGCAAGAGCCCUCUGGGGCCUCAGGCAGAGGAGUGAAACUGGAACCAUCAGGGAACAUGAGUGAAUUUUGGCACAAACUGGGCUGCUGUGUGGUGGAGAAACCCCAGCCGAAGAAGAAGAGGAGACGGAUUGACCGGACCAUGAUUGGGGAACCAAUGAAUUUCGUCCAUCUGACUCAUAUUGGGUCUGGAGAGAUGGGGGCCGGAGAUGGACUUGCCAUGACAGGUGCGGUUCAGGAGCAAAUGAGAUCCAAGGGAAACCGAGACAGGUCGUGGAGCCAUUCUCGGGGCUUGUAGCUCCAACAGAAAUGGUUCUGCCGUCUUGAAGCCCCCCACUCAGCCCAGAAGAUAUGCUGCCCCCUCCAGGUCCCUCCUAGAACCAGUGACCCCAGGGCCCCUCUUUUCCCUAUCUAACAGUGCCUCAGGGCUUGGGGGCUGGACUCCCUCAACUCCCUCUGGCUGUAGCCCCUCCUGGCGAUGGGAUCAAGGCAGCAGGACUGACCAUGUGACUACCGGUUGGCCAGAGGAGCUCAGCUGAAGCCUGGACACCCUCAGAUCUGAGAUAGGAGUUCUCGAGAACCUGGGAUCAGUUCUGGUCUCCUGAAUGACGUCUGGGUGCCAGCUGUUAAACUCAUAACCUGGAACUCCUUAAAUGGGAGUAGGUGGGUGAGACUACCAAAGCUGAAGCCGGCUUUGCUGAGAAGCUCCCUACCUCCCUGCGCUUCCCCUCUUCCCCCCUGGAAUGAACUGAAGCAGAUAGCAGGCAGGGGCUGAGAGGGUAAUCGCUGUUUAGUCCACUCUUCUUUCAACUUCAGGCUUUAAGCUCACAGCCCCUCAAUAUCUCUCUGCCAAUACCAGGGUCUUUGUCUCGUUAGGCCUUUAACCCUAUAUUUCUGUAGCUAGCUCCCCAGCAACUUUCCUAUUUUUUAAAUUAAAUUAAUUUAAGAUGCAUUUUCUGAAUUGCCCCAUGCUACUACUACCUCUGUCCUUAACCCCAACUCUGUCAGGAGCCUUAGUUUCCCACUGAAUGAGAGUUAAGAGGUGGGUCUUAGCCUAAUGAUGUUCCUUUCACCCAUUGAAGUCCUGGGGACCUGGCCAGCCCUUUGCCAACCUCCCUGCUGGCCCAGGUGAGGGGAGGAAGGGUCUGGAGAGAAACCCAGAAUACAGCCCAACUAGGACUUCUGUCUCAGGGAGGACUUCCUGGCCACUGAGGAUGGGAGGGGUGGUGAGAACAAGCAUCUGUAAGUUGAGCUGUCUGAAGAUCCUCACGGCAUGAGAGCAGGGACAGGCUCUAGAGCCACGUUUCUCAGUGUAGGCACUUUGGACAUUUUGGGCUGGAUAAUUUCUAGUGGGGGGCUGUCGUCUGUCCUGUGCAUGGUAGCAUCCCUGGCCCACCCUCACUGUGACAGCCAAAAAUGUCUCCAGACAUUUCCAAAUGUCCCCUGGGGGCAAAAACUGCCCCCAGUUGAGAACCACAGCUCUAGAGUCGAGGUAUUUUUUUCUUAAGUGAUUUCCACACCCCCACCCCACUCCCAGCCCCUUAUUCAUCAUAAGGCUGAGCCACGGAUGAGCUAGGACCUCUUCUAAAGCAGGGCCAGUAGGGCUGCACGUGUCUCCAAAUGAUUUUUUAUUCGGUGUGUUGUGUGUGCUUACAUGGCUUCAUGUCUCAUGGAGUGUGGAGACACGAACAGGGUGUGGGGGAAUUGGGGGAGGGGAAGAAAAAAACAAUAGUGCUAUAGACACCCCAGCUUGUCCCCCUCAAAUUUAAGCUCUAUUUCUGUGCCCUAGUUCUAGAACCAGACACGGAUAAGACUCAGGGAGUUUUGUCUGAAGACCAGGUCCCACUUCCCACCUGGCUGAAGAGUCUGCUUUAGGUGGGAAAGCCAUGUAGAAGGGUCUGUCAGCUGCUGCUUUCAGUGUUUUUCAGGUGUUCUUUGUUCUGGCUCCUUCCUUGCAGGGUGAUUAGGAAGGCAGAACGAGACAAAUGAGCUCCUGUGUACUGAGACAAGAAGGUGGGUCUCUCAUUAGCUCUGUAAUAGGAAGCGUCCUGUUUUGUAGUGGGGUCAGGAAUGUGGGAACUGGGAUCCACUUUGCUGAUUCCAUCAUUUAUCCAGUUGGCCCCCACCUACAGUGACUGAGGUUUUAACUGUGUUAUUUCCUGCAGUUCUUCAGGGCCUAGAAUUGGUCACAGAGAUCCAUUCCCAGUUUGCUCUCAGUUUCAGUCAAGCUGGACACUCUGAAAGUAGCUCAGUAGCUUGAGAGUUGCGUUAGAUCCGAUGGGUUAAUGGGACAGGGUAGAAAGGCGGAGGCCUUCUGGAUUCUCUGGCCAUUUUCAUCGUCAGCCUCAUUCCAAUACCUGUUCUCUGGACACAGUCUUGUCUUGCCUUUGGUGCUCUCUUGCCUUUAGCUACCUUCUCUAAUGUGUAUGCUACCAUCACGUCAGCAGUUUUUAGGGUGAUGGGAAUGGGUUUGAGAGUCAUAAUUUAUAUUAAAAAUUGUUGGACUUUUAAAAACAUUUUUCAAAUAAAAAAAUUUUAAGCAAAA
Molecule: messenger RNA, 4195 nt
Organism: Trichechus manatus latirostris (Florida manatee)
Lineage: Eukaryota; Metazoa; Chordata; Mammalia; Sirenia; Trichechidae
Gene: CDC42SE1
Product: CDC42 small effector 1
Exons: 4
Coding region: 1709-1948 (79 amino acids)
Biological process (GO): regulation of Rho protein signal transduction
Cellular component (GO): plasma membrane
Molecular function (GO): small GTPase binding
Source: RefSeq, a predicted model, not a curated record